Fusarium keratoplasticum is the source of this 519-nucleotide messenger RNA. RefSeq lists its product as uncharacterized. The transcript is spliced from 2 exons. NCBI's taxonomy places the organism in Eukaryota, Fungi, Ascomycota, Sordariomycetes, Hypocreales, Nectriaceae. The record is from RefSeq and is a predicted model, not a curated record. Bases 1 to 519 code for a protein of 172 amino acids.
AUGGCCGGCACAUCUCUCUACGAUCUCAUUAUCCCUACCUUUAUCAAGGGUCUUACUACCUACGACCACGUCCUCGCCAAGGCCCAGGAGUACGCCAAGGAGAAGGGCAUCAACGUCGAUGAGUUCCUCGAGGCCCGUCUCGUCGAGGAUCAGCUUCCUCUGAGCUUCCAGGUCCAGAACACCAGCAAGGUUGUCCAGAUCACUGUUGGUCGUCUGACUGGCGUUGAGCCCACACUGCUUGAGAACACUGAGAAGACCGUUGCUGAGCUCCGCACACGAGUGCAGAAGACUCUGGAGCUGGUCAAGGCUGUCAAGCCUGAGGAUGUGAACUCUCGAGAGGAGGCCCUGAUUGAUCUUCCCUGGGCUGGCAAGACCCACCAAGUCACAGUUAAGCACGCCGUCCUCACCCACGGCCAGACCAACUUCUUCUUCCACCUCGUCACUGGCUACUCAAUCCUCCGAGCCAAGGGAGUCCCCGUUGGAAAGGCCGACUACCUCAGCAGCUUCCUCGGACUGUAA